This is a messenger RNA of Colossoma macropomum (tambaqui), 4788 nucleotides long. It is a transcript of the gene slc26a2, whose product is annotated as solute carrier family 26 member 2. The coding region runs from base 215 to 2314 and encodes 699 amino acids. Gene Ontology annotation, biological process: transmembrane transport. The transcript has 5 exons. Gene Ontology annotation, cellular component: membrane. Gene Ontology annotation, molecular function: chloride transmembrane transporter activity; bicarbonate transmembrane transporter activity; secondary active sulfate transmembrane transporter activity. The record is from RefSeq and is a predicted model, not a curated record. Lineage: Eukaryota; Metazoa; Chordata; Actinopteri; Characiformes; Serrasalmidae.
GGACUACAGUCUGUAACGUAGAACUACAAAGUGCACCUAUAUAUGGAGCUCCAUGAUGGCUGCUGAUGUCAUAGCCGUCUGCUGUUACAGUUUUAGAAGAGUCACUAAACUGAAGUCCGGGCAAGAUGAGACUCGUUCUGCGGUGGAUGUGAAAUGAAAGAAGACACCACUAAGUGUCCGUGUAAUCGUUAGGAGAGCUUUGGGUCAGUGCACGAUGGCUGGUGGUGAGGGCAAUGGGACUGCCUCAGAUAUUGGACCCGAGGGUGACCUUCACAUUCCCUUAAUCUUGGAGGAACGUGAGCGAGAAGAGGAACCUCUGAAAAAGGUGCUUAGCCGAAAGCUGAAAAAGCAAUGCUCCUGCAGCCCGGGUCGAGCCAAAGCCCUGCUCUUUGAUUCUAUACCCAUUCUGAAAUGGCUGCCACGAUAUCAGGUCAAAGACUGGCUUAUAGGUGACUUCAUGUCUGGCGUUAUUGUGGGCAUACUGCUGGUGCCCCAGUCCAUUGCUUACUCCCUGCUGGCAGGUCAGGAUCCAAUCUAUGGCCUCUACACGUCCUUCUUCUCCAGCAUCAUCUACACUCUCCUGGGGACAUCGAGGCACAUCUCAGUAGGAAUCUUCGGAGUGCUGUGUUUGUUGGUGGGCCAGGUUGUGGACAGGGAGCUGGCUGUGGCUGGAUAUCUCACAGAUCCACAGAGCAAUCUGACCAGCCUAGAGAACAGCACUGCUCCCCACUGUGACCGCAGCUGCUACGCCAUCAUUGUCGGAGCUACCGUCACCUUCACAGCAGGAGUCUACCAGGUGUUAAUGGGCCUCCUUCAGGUUGGCUUUGUCUCAGUGUUCCUCUCUGACUCUCUCCUGAGUGGUUUUGCUACUGGUGCCUCUCUCACCAUCCUAACCUCACAGCUGAAGUACCUUCUGGGCCUGAAGCUGCCUCGUGCCCAGGGCUGGGGCUCUCUGAUCAAAACUUGGAUCAGUCUGCUGAGGAACUUGGGCCAAACCAACAUCUGUGACCUCAUCACCAGCCUCCUCUGCCUGCUGGUGCUUGUCCCCACCAAAGAGCUCAAUGACCGCUUUAAAUCCAAACUCAAAGCACCCAUUCCCUUUGAGCUGUUUGUGGUCAUCAUUGCUACGCUGGCCUCCCACUUUGGUCAGUUCCAGGAGAAGUAUGGAUCCGAGGUAGCUGGGGCCAUUCCCACAGGCUUCAUGCCCCCUCAGCUGCCAGCUUGGUCUCUCAUCCCCAACAUAGCAGUUGAUGCCUUCUCCAUAGCCAUUGUUGGCUUUGCCAUCACUGUGUCUUUGUCUGAGAUGUUUGCUAAGAAACAUGGUUAUGUGGUGGACCCCAACCAGGAGAUGUACGCCAUCGGGUUCUGUAACAUCUUUCCAUCCUUUUUCCGCUGCUUCACCACCAGUGCUGCCCUGACCAAGACUCUAGUGAAGGAGUCAACUGGCUGCCAGACUCAGCUCUCAGGCCUGGUCACUGCACUGGUGUUAUUGUUAGUGCUCCUCGUCAUUGCUCCUCUCUUCUACUCUCUUCAGAAAUGUGUCCUGGCCGUCAUCAUUGUCGUGAAUCUGCGUGGAGCGCUCCGGAAGUUCCGGGAUGUUCCCCAGAUGUGGCGCGUGAACCGCGUGGACGCCACUAUCUGGCUGGUCACCAUGGCCACGUCGGCCUUGGUGAACACUGAGCUCGGCCUGCUGGUGGGAGUGCUGGUGUCUGCCUUCUGCGUGCUGGGACGCACUCAACGGGCCCAGGUCUUCCAGCUGGGGCAAGCUGGAGACUAUGAGAUUUUUGAGGACUUGGCAUCAUAUAAAGGCCUUCACACGGAGCCUGGGGUGGCUGUGUUUCGCUAUGAAGCUCCUAUCUAUUAUGCCAACCAGACUCUGUUUAAGAAGUCUCUGUAUCGCAACGUGGGCCUGGACCCACUGAAAGAGAAAGCCAGGCGCAAGAAGCUGGAGAAGCAGAGGAAGAAGCAGGAAACUGCAGCGAAUGGGGUCAAGCAGGACCCUGAAGCGGUCACCAAUGUCUUCCUCCCACAGAGUCCUACCUUUCAUACACUGGUUAUAGACUGCAGUGCAGUGCUGUUUCUGGAUAGUGCUGGUGUUGGUGCUCUAAAAGAAGUGCAUAAGGAUUAUAAGGAGUUAGGGGUGCGCUUACUGUUAGCGCAGUGCAGCACCUCGGUGAUUGAUUCCCUGCGGAGGGGUGGUUACUAUGACCCUAAGACGGGUAGCCCAGAAGUUAUUUUUCACACUAUCAGUGAUGCCGUUCGUUAUACCCAAAGCUUACUGUCACAGAAUGGUGAUUGCCUGACCAUUUGCUGAUAGAAAAAUGCUUUAUGCUUAGGGGUGGGCAAUAUGGCAAAAAAUGUAUAUCGCGAUACUUCUUCACAAUGCACAGAUACAAAGCAUUAGCAUAGCUGUGCAAAAAAACACUAAAAAUCAUACUAAGUGCACAAUGACUUAUUUUUGUUUAAGAAAAUCCAAUAAUUUUUCUUCAAGAAAAAUCCAAUAAAUCCAAUUACUUACCCCAGAUGUAUUAAACUCUGAAGCUACAGAGCUAACAUUGCUAACAAACACUAGAGCUCAGUACUCACCAAAAUCUUUUCUGUAAAUACAUGCCAAAAAAAUCUAGCACUCCACUCAAACCAUAUCCAGGUCUUUAUUAAGGGUCACGCAGGCUUGUCAAUGUGGUUUUAGGACACAGUAUAACUUGCUGUGAGGUAUAAAAUAUGAACAAACCAUACCGUGUAGCUGAAUACUGUGUCACGCAGACAAUGUAGAUGCUAGAUUACAUUUGUAUUUUUAAACAUAUAUUCAGUCAAAAUAUUCAGUUUGUUAAUUUAAUCUGUAGCAUCCAUAUACUUGCAUGAUUUCAGCACAACAAAUGUUCUAAAAUAGCUGCUUACAGCAUUCAGCUACAUAGUGAAGUUUUGUGGAUGCAUUUACAGAAAAGAUUUGGGUCACUAUUGGUUUCUAGUGUUUGUUGGCAGUGUUUGUAGCUCCAGUUUAAACCUAAAGAAAACUUGCCUCAGUAAUGACUUCUAGGGUUGUGCAAAUUCAAUUUUUUGCCAAACCUUUACUUUAACGACUCAUUGUUGCUACACUAACACCAUUGAUAGUCAUUUACAGGGCUCUCUACAAUUGGUCUAAACCUCUAUUUUUAUGCAGACAACUGGCCAGCAUUCUAGAAAUACUGGUGUGAUUUAUCACAAUAAUGAUAUCAUACUACCCUCCCCUCUUCAAGCAGCAUGUUUACUGAACUUUGCAGUCAAACCUUUGUGCCUUACUGUUAUUUCAGAUUGACAAUCAAUAUGAUGCAAUAUGAUUGUUUUUGUAGCUUUUCUUUUUUUUAGUCUUAAGGUAUGUUAGACAGUCUGGAUUUGAGUGCCUGCUUGCUCUCUGUGAAAAUGAAGAAUUCAUUGAAGAUGCAGAGGUCCAAAGAAUGAUUGCUGUUGAAGACCAAACAAUUCAUUGUUACAGAAUCCAACAUUUUUGUGUGUUUUGCAGCACUUUAUUAUUAUUUUUUUUAUUUCAGUCCUUUAAAAUUUCAAAACUGUGUGUUGUUACACUCAGUUUUGCUGGUCAAACUAGAACAAGUUACUGAUCUCAAAAGGAGGAAGGUUUUUUCUUUAUAUGCCAAAGAAAUCUAUGCAAAAGAUGAAGUCUUCCCAAAUAAUAUGGAACGAUUCAUUUCUUAUAGCCAUAUUUAAUGACUUGAGUUGACAUUUUAUGUUAUUUAUAAAUAAGCAAGUUGACGUAAUAUGUCUGUUUGCAUCGACUACUGAGUGGCUUAAAAUAUGAAUCUUCUUUCGUGGGAAUUUUCUGUAGAACAACAGUAAACAAAUUCUUUGCUUUUACAAAUUAUUUGCUUUUACAAAGCAAGUACCAGCCUUUUUUAUGAGUAUUUUCUAUGUGCCAUUUACAGAAUGUAUAUUCACUUAUUUCUUUAACACCAACCGGUUAUAGGUUUGGACUGAAAACUGUUUAACCUGGAGGUGAAAGCGAAUCCACGUGUUCACCGUGCCUCUCCCACUGCAGGAGAUUAUAUGUAGUCAUUGUAAUCGUACUACAUUCAAGAUAAGACACGCAGAGCCAUUAUGCUUUGUAAACAGCAGAAUGUCAGGGUUUGUUUUUUUUUUUUAGUUUACUGUGUCAACAAGGAAAAUCAAUUCAGAAAGCUUUUCUCCAGGAUUUGUUACUAUGGUUGGGGUUAGUUUACAUAAUUCAGGGCAUUCACAUGGACUUGUUGAACGGGUCCAAUUCUGUAGACAGCCACGUCACAGCAGUCAGUGAAGUCACGUCCACCGGCAACCUCCCAACCAAACAUGGGUUUCCUAGCUACUGCCAGAAUCCUUCCAUCCUGGCAGCUGUAAAAGAGAUGGAUCGUGCAUUAGGCACCUCAGAUGUACUUAAUUUUUAGCCAUUUAUAGUAACAGCAGUUUUAUCUACAUUUGUUUUUUCGAAUAUAUUUUUCUGCCUUUUCCUAUGAAUUUGAUUUUAUUUAUGCAAUAUCAUAAACUGGAUUUCUCAUUGAGAUUUAAGAGCUUUAAGUGCUGUAUUAUCUUUUCUAUUGUUCCUAUUUAUCAGUUCUAUUGUCUUAUUUAUCACUGAGGUUAGACCAAGAUCACUGUUAUUCAUUCAUUGUAAUGUUCUAUCUGUACAAGGUUUCGGUGGUUGUUACAGGUUUUUCGCCAUUUGGGUGUUCAAAAGGGAAAGCUUUGUGUUAUUUUAUGUCUCUAAGUGCAUUUUAGAUUCUUAUGGCUUGCACAAAAUAAACAGAACAUAUAUACUACCUG